AUGAGCGAGAAUCAGAAUAAACGAAAGGAAGGCCCCUCGGGCGCGGCUCCAGCUCACAAAAAGAGCAAGCAGGGGAGCACCGCGGGAAAGUGGAAGACGCCACAGCAAAAGUCAAAGAUGGCUGGUCGGAUCGAGAUGGGCAGCUCGCUGGAUGUUGGUGACGAGGGCAUCUGGGUCACAUACGCCAGAGGCAUGAAUACGAGAGCGUUUAGAGAGUUCAAUGAGCUCUGUCACGAGUACGGCGAGAGCAUGUACGGCAUCGCAAAGCCAGCGGAUGAGCACGAGAACGCUGGGGCGGAGGGCGAUGAAGAUCUGGACAUUGAAGCGUCAAUUGAAAAGGAGUUGGCUGCCAUGAAGGCGCCCCGUGACCGAACCGCCAAGAAGACGGACGUCUUCCGGCCCAUCAACGCGGGCAUCGAGUGCGUCUUCUUCAUGAAGACGGCCAGACCCGUCGAGCCGGACGUGCUGGUCCGGCAGAUGUGCGAGGACGCGAGGAAGUGUCCGGAUCCGCGGGCGCGCAGGUGCAAGUACAUCAACCGCCUCACGCCCGUCCUAAGCACGGACAAGGCGACGGACAAGGGCAUCGAGAGGGUGGCGCGGCGGGUGCUGACGCCGUACUUUGAGCUCGUGCCUGCGAGUGGCGCGGGCGAGGCGCAGGAGGAGGGGACGACCACGCCGGCAGAGAGGGAAGAGGUGACGCAAGCACCAGCAAAGACUACGAACAGUGCUGGAGAGCCCUUUACGUACGCCAUCAGACACAAUAUCCGCAACCACAACACGUUCAAGUCGGAUGAGGUGAUUAAGAAGAUUGCCGGUCUAGUUGAUACAAAGCACAAGGUCAACCUAUCGAAUGCAGACAAGGUUAUCUUGGUGGAGAUUUUUCAGCUAUUUUGCAGCGUUUCCGUCGUGGACGGACCGCAGUGGGAGGAGCUCAAGCGAUAUAACAUGAACUCACUGUACGGAAUGGUUCCGAAGCAAAAGAGCGGCGCGACGACGACGGCGGCGACAAACGACUCGUGA
Cordyceps fumosorosea ARSEF 2679 is the source of this 1020-nucleotide messenger RNA. Its product is annotated as THUMP domain containing protein. The record is from RefSeq and is a predicted model, not a curated record. Gene Ontology annotation, biological process: tRNA modification. Lineage: Eukaryota; Fungi; Ascomycota; Sordariomycetes; Hypocreales; Cordycipitaceae. The transcript has 5 exons. Bases 1 to 1020 code for a protein of 339 amino acids. Gene Ontology annotation, molecular function: RNA binding.